Peromyscus leucopus (white-footed mouse) is the source of this 1022-nucleotide messenger RNA. RefSeq names its product long-chain fatty acid transport protein 6-like. NCBI's taxonomy places the organism in Eukaryota, Metazoa, Chordata, Mammalia, Rodentia, Cricetidae. The record is from RefSeq and is a predicted model, not a curated record. Bases 270 to 1022 code for a protein of 250 amino acids. The transcript is spliced from 3 exons. Gene Ontology annotation, molecular function: long-chain fatty acid-CoA ligase activity; long-chain fatty acid transmembrane transporter activity.
UUUUUUUUUUUUUUUUUUUUUUUUUUAAAGAAGACUCGGGGUUCUACUCCACAGCUGCAGCAUCCAGUAUCCCAAGACUCGUCAUCAGCAGUCUUCUGGGUGAAAAACUUUGAUUUCUUUCAGAGGAUACAGACAGAAAGCCUGAGCCAGAACUACAAGUGCCAGCCCUAAGCUUUCAGGACAGGGGUCUCCAGAGCAAAGGAGGGGAAGCCUUUGGAAAAGAAAGACAUUGAUAGGACCCAUUGGGUCAGCUGGUGGCCAGGGUGCUCAUGCUUCUGCCUUGGCUCACAGGAUUUGGGGCUGGAUUGCUCUUCCUGCACUUCGUGCAGAAACUUCUGUUCCCCUACUUCUGGGAAGAUUUGUGGUUCCUGCUCAAGGUGGUGCGCUAUGGAAUUCAAAUGGAGAUAUACAAACUGAGAGGGGAGCUGGUCACCGUGCUCGAUAAGUUCCUGAGCCACGCCAGGAGGCAACCGCAGAAAGCCUUCAUCAUUUAUGAGGGGGACGUCUACACCUAUGAGGACGUAGACAAGAGGAGCAACAAAGUGGCCCACGCCUUCCUGACCCACUCCUCGCUGAAGAGGGGGGAUGUCGUGGCUUUGCUGAUGAGCAACGAGCCAGACUUCGUUCAUGUGUGGUUUGGCCUGGCUAAGCUGGGCUGCGUGGUGGCCUUCCUCAACUCCAAUAUCCGCUGCAAUUCCCUCCUCCACUGCAUCUGUACCUGUGAGCCCAAGGCCGUGGUGGUGGGCGGAGAUUUACUUGGAAGCAUAGAAGAAAUCCUCCCCAGCCUCCCCAAGCACAUCACUGUUUGGGCAAUGAAGGACUCCGUUCCACAAGGUGUAGUUUCACUCCAAGAAAAGCUGAGCCUGGCCUCUGAUGAGCCAGUGCCAACAAGGCAUCAUGUCACCUCAAGCCUCAAGUCUACCUGCCUCUAUAUUUUUACCUCUGGAACAACAGGUGGCAGCUCUCCUAACUUUCCCAGAAUAACCGGGUCUUAUGACUCACGGAAAGUCCCCAAGACUUGA